Molecule: messenger RNA, 3073 nt
Organism: Coregonus clupeaformis (lake whitefish)
Lineage: Eukaryota; Metazoa; Chordata; Actinopteri; Salmoniformes; Salmonidae
Product: leucine-rich repeat-containing protein 15-like
Exons: 2
Coding region: 262-1977 (571 amino acids)
Molecular function (GO): protein binding
Source: RefSeq, a predicted model, not a curated record
GCAAGCUUCAGUACAUUACCUGAAAGUUUCAAGGGCACAGCGGGAAAAGAUUGAUUGAGGAUGAUGAACGUGAUGAUUAAGAGCUGAACAAUGUGACGAUGUGUGGUUCUGGAAAAGACUGGAAUCUCUAGUUAAAUCAUAUCUGACAUUUCUGAAGAGAAGAGGGAGCACAGUGACGAGAGAGGAUAAAAGAUAGCAGACGCUCCCCACCAACUCAUUUCUCCGUUCACUCAACUGCCAAGUACUGUACAAGGACCAUCAAUGGACCUGCCAAUCAACCUCCACAUCUUUCUCCUCCUCCUUGCCAUCAGUGGAGUUCUUGGAGCGUGCCCAGAUGAAUGCCAGUGCAGAGACUACAAAAUCCUCUGCCAAGGCAGGUCAAUCACAGAGUUUCCCUCCUCAGUGCCUGGCUCCACCACCACCUUCUACAUCUCCAACACCAACAUCACCACUCUCAAACCUGAUGACUUGGCUGAUUUUGCCGAGGCCCUUGGCAUCUUCGUUUUCAAAGACACUGGGAUCAGAGAGGUAUUCCCUGGCACCUUUGACCUCACCCAUAACCUGGGUGCCCUGGGCUUCAUAGGCACCGAGCUGAAUGACCUGCCUGAGGCCCUGUUUCUAAAUUUGGUGAAGCUGGAAUCUCUGACUCUGAGCGGCAACAAGCUCCUGGUGCUUCGCCCCGCCUGGCUUUACUCCCUCGCUGCUCUGAGGACCCUGGACUUCAGCAAGAACCUCAUCACGUCUGUACCAGAAAAGGCCUUUCGCUCUGUCACUCAGCUGGAGCAUCUCACCCUGGCCAGGAACAACAUCAACCAACUCUCCAGGGACACCUUCAGGGGCCUGAGCAAGAUCAAAUCCCUGCGUCUGAACCGGAACGCUCUUAGGGCGAUCCCUGCCAGAGCAUUUGAUGACCUGGUAAACCUGGAGGAGCUCUCUCUGCAGGAUAACGCCAUCACUCAUCUCCCCGCUAACCUGUUCUCCCAGCUGCAGAGCCUACAGAAGCUUUAUCUCUCCAACAACCGGCUAACUUCCCUCCCAGAGGGGAUUCUCCUCAACCUCCCUAGCUUGGCCCAGAUCUCCCUGUAUGAGAACGAGCUCCAGAGUCUGUCCCCAGGAGUGUUCGGCCACAUGGCCGUGAGGGAGCUGUGGCUGUAUGACAACAGGCUGACCCGCCUGGAGGACCACACCUUCAGCAACCUGACCCAGCUGCGUCUGCUGGUACUGAGCCGGAACCAGAUCAGCUCUGUGUCUCCCGGGGCCUUCAGUGGGCUGGCAGAGCUGGGGGAAGUGUCCCUGCACACCAACCUCCUCACCAGCCUGCAGGAGGGCACCUUCCAGGGUCUGCCCAAGCUGGUAAACAUCUCCCUGGAGCACAACUAUAUCCGCUCCCUUCCUGCCAGGCUUCUCCAGGGCCACUCCCACCUUGGCCAGCUGGACCUCCACAACAACUCCCUCCCCAACCUGCCCUCAGAGCUCCUCAGCACCCUCACAGUGGCCAAGGAGGUGCUGCUCGCUGAAAACCCCUGGAAGUGUGACCAGGACAUCGUGCCACUUCGGGACUGGCUGACACGGAACCCCACCAAGGCUAACCUCAGCACUGUGGUGUGCCUCACGCCCUCUGUCUUAAGCGGUGACAGCAUAGCCCAACUGACUGACGAGGAGCUGACGUUGUUCACUCCGACCGCCGUCCCUGAUAUCACCCCGACAGAAAAGAGGAGGAAGCCCCACACCCCCCCUCCCAAGAGGAGCACCCCCUCCCCUGCUGCAGAGGCCACGCCCACCCAGGAGCAGGGGGAGGACACCAGCAGUGGGCAGGGGAACGGAGAGGGUGUGUCCAGGAACAUGCAGAUCAUUAUCAUCGCGGUGGUCUGCACCACCAUCAUCACCAGCCUCAUUGUCUGCUGCGUGUGCUGGAGGAGGAACAAGAGAGGCAGCCGCAACCUUGGCCGCAGGAACAAAAACAACUCUGUCAUCUAGACUGGCCCAGGGGCCUGAGCACCACAUAGGAUAUGUAUUGUGCAGUCAUGCUGAACAUGCCAGAGCAAACAUCCUGAUGCAGUUGUUCCCAAACAUCUUAGCACAGGAACCCAUCAUGUCUCUAUCAAGAACUCAUGACCAAGGACAGACUAGCUGGGGCCUGACCCUUGGGGAACUCUACUCUGAUGGAAUAAGUUGUUCUGAUUGGGAUCCCAUAAUAUUAUUAUUACCCCAUUUUGCAAGUCCCUCUUUAGCAAACUUUCUGUUGUCUGAGGUUUGAACAAUGUUUUGCACAAAGAACCAAAAAGAACAUCUUAUAAACUGUAACAAUAAUCACCUGGAAAUUGCAUGGAUGGUAUGCACAAAAUGCCAUUCUUCUUUCUUUUUAUACUGGUCAAUUUUUUUUUGCAUAUAUACUGAACAAAUGUAAUGUUCAGCAUAUAGUCUUAUCACACACCUGUUGAUUUUCAAGAAGCUCUUUUUUAUGAUUUACUGACUGGAAUUAGGCUGCUUAUUGUGUAAUUUUGAUAUAGUGUAAUCAAUAGAUAAAGGCUGGUUUCAUCUACUUGUAAAUUGUUAUGCUCCACACACAAAUCACAUAAAAUGACUGACUGUUAUAUUAAAUAAAUACACAACAUAGUAGUGAUAUUCUGAAAUGCUCAAGAGACAAGUGUUCAUUGUGUGAUAAAGAGUUGUGUUGAACUGUUGUGUGGGGAUUCCCAUCUUCUUCAGCUGAUAGUAUUUGAUCCAGUUGUAUACCACAAAAUUUUUUUUGACGUUUUAAGCCGGACUACUGGAAUGAGAUGUUAUCACACUAGUCAAAUAUGUAUGCACUCUGAGUAGGCUACACAAAAAAGAUUGAUAAUCAUGUUUAUGCCAAGGGUUCGUGGUGGUGUUGGGAGGGGUUCAGAUUAAGAGCUCUGCCACAACCUUGGCAUCCAGUGUUUGUGUGUGAGGGAGAUUCUGACUGUAUCCUUGGUACAUUCCAUGUGUCUAAAGCACGUUGAUGGUAUAGGCCUACACGUAGAGGUUGAAAUGUAAACCACCCAUCUACCUGAACACACUUAACAAGAUAGAGGAUACAUCGAGUUUUGUU